UCAAGUGUGUAAACAAAGAAGACGGGAAACUAAGGGGAAUAAUGGGAAAAUUAAGCAUUUUUAAACGUUCUAGACCACCAUAAACGUCUGUCUUCCCCAGGGCUUUCUCUAAUCUUAGUAACUGAAUAAACGCGUUUACGCGCUCCCAUUCUUUUCUGAUAAUGUCAUAGGUCACGGUGGAGCCGUAAAGCAGUUCGCGUCAGCAAAGUUUACGAUACGGCGCCAUUUUGGUAGUGAACAGCGGGAGAAGCCCCUAGCCUCACCGUGAGAGUGUUUGUCAUUCAUUCAUAGUUUACAUUCCUCUGGCGUUAAACACCGUGGUGGAGCUGGUGUCUUUCAUCGUGACUUUGCUGGUCUUACUUUAUUUGGAUGUUACUACAUGCGACAUUUGGAGUGAAAAAUGACACAGUUUCUACCCCCAAAUCUUUUGGCGCUUUUUACCCCGCGAGACCCGAUACCGUUCCUGCCACAGCUCCAGAAACUACCACAUGAGAAGCAGCACAACCAGCCAUACUGCGGCAUCGCUUCCUUCAUCAAGCACUUUGAGGAUCCCAGAGAUGCUCCUCCUCCCACCAGGGCAGAGACCAGGGAGGAGAGGCUGGAGAGGAAGAGGCGGGAGAAGAUGGAGAGGAGGCAGGGGGUCAUGGACGGUGAACUCAAGCUGUGGGACCCCCACAAUGACCCCAACGCCCAGGGAGAUGCCUUCAAGACGCUGUUUGUGGCACGGGUGAACCAUGACACCACGGAGUCCAAGCUGCGGCGGGAGUUCGAGGCCUACGGUCCAGUGAAGCGAGUNNACAUCGUUUAUAACAAGAAGACUGCGAAACCCCGUGGUUAUGCCUUCAUCGAGUAUGAGCACGAGCGCGACAUGCACUCCGCCUAUAAGCACGCCGACGGUAAGAAGAUAGAUGGGCGGAGGGUGCUGGUGGAUGUGGAGAGGGGGCGCACUGUGAAGGGGUGGCGGCCUCGCCGGCUUGGUGGUGGCCUAGGCGGCACGCGGCGGGGGGGGGCUGAUGUCAACAUCAAGCACUCUGGGCGAGACGAUGCCUCACGCUACGACGAGAGACCGUUGGGAGGCGACAGGACCGGUGAACGCCAUGCCGACCGCAGCCGGGAGGGUGACAGAGACCGUGGCGGGCGGCGGUCGCGCUCAAGAGAGCGGCGGCGGCGGAGUCGCUCCCGGGACCGAGAGAGGGCCGAGCGGGGCGCCCCGGUGGUGGGCACAGGCCCAGGACCCGCUGCGGAUGAGGGCGGGCCAGCUGGCAGGCGCAGGGAGAGGGGGGGCGCGGGGCACAGCUGGAACAGAGAGAGGAGGAGGAGCAGGAGCAGAGAGAGGAGGAGGGAGCGUGGCAAGGAUGCCGACGGCCCAGCAGACAGGGAGGCAGAGGAAGGCGGCAGCGGCCCCACGGAUGGGGACCGGGACCACAGUGAGCGCGACCGUGACCGUGACCGUGACCGCCGGCGAAGCCACAGAGACAGAGAGCGCGACAGGAGGAGGGGCGAGCGAGAACCCAAGAAGGAGCGGAGCGAGCGCGAGAGGAAGGCUGAGCGGCUGCUGCCCCAUCUGGGGCAGGACGGGGGCAGUAACGGGGACUCGGGCUAUGUGGCCCCCUCCAAGGAAGGAAGCCCAGGGGGUGGGAUGGAGCAGGAGGUGCAGCUGACUGGGGAGAGCCACGUCACCAAUGGUAGCGGCUACAGCGUGGAGGAUCAAACUUACUAAGGGGUGCCAGUCUGCCUGCUUGUCGGCUGCCUGCCUCUCUAAACCUGCAGUGUAUUUCCUCUUGGCCCCUUGCUGCCCCAUCUCAUGCACAGCCUGCCCAGUUACCUUCCUUAAAGGCCCAGUGACAUGCUGUCCAGCCACCUGCUGCUGCUGCUGCACAGCAGGGUUUCAUUGAUGCAGUGUUUUUUUUUUUCUUUCUUUUUUUUUAAUGGUUUGUUUUAAACGGUAAUGGUGGUGCAGAUGACUGUAACUUUGUUUGUGUUUUUUUUUUUUUUAAUAGUGCAAGGCACAGUGAGUGCCUUUUGAGCGCUAGUGCUGUGGUAUUGAGGGCCCGUUCCUCGCAGUGUUGCUUUUCUGUCCACCAGACGGCCUCUCACCUUCUCUUACUGCUUAUCUGCUUCAGGCACACCCCCUUGUGGCUGCAUGGGGCCAGAAUGUUCUGUGCUCCCCAACUACACGCUUUGCUGGACCUUGGUCCCCUCCUGAGAGUGAACGGCGAUGGUGGUUUUAUUGUUGCUACUCCCUUGGUCAUUUAUUUCUUAUGAUAUCUUCCCUUUUUAUAAUAAAUUUUCUUCCUUUGACUA
Molecule: messenger RNA, 2304 nt
Organism: Paramormyrops kingsleyae
Lineage: Eukaryota; Metazoa; Chordata; Actinopteri; Osteoglossiformes; Mormyridae
Source: RefSeq, a predicted model, not a curated record